CCGCAGGAGAGGCCGCCGCCACCACCACCGUCCGCAUCGCGAUCACCCACCACCACAUCACGCCGGAGAAGUAGUCGGCGGCGGCGGCGGCGAAGGCGAAGAUGGUGUGCAUACGGCAGGCGACGAUCGACGACCUGCUGGCGAUGCAGGCGUGCAACCUGAUGUGCCUGCCGGAGAACUACCAGAUGAAGUACUACCUCUACCACAUGCUGUCGUGGCCGCAGCUGCUGUUCGUGGCGGAGGAUUACGGCGGCCGGAUCGUCGGCUACGUGCUCGCGAAGAUGGAGGAGGACCCCUCGGAGCCUUGCCACGGCCACAUCACCUCCCUCGCCGUGCUCCGCUCCCACCGCAAGCUCGGCCUCGCCACCAAGCUCAUGUCCGCCGCGCAGGCUGCCAUGGACCAGGUGUUCGGCGCCGAGUACGUCUCCCUCCACGUCCGCCGCUCCAACCGCGCGGCCUUCAACCUCUACACCUCCACGCUCGGGUACCAGAUCCACGACGUCGAGGCCAAGUACUACGCCGACGGCGAGGACGCCUACGACAUGCGCAAGCCGCUGCGGCAGCCGCAGCCCAAGAAGCACCACCAUCACCACCACCAUCAUCACGGCCCCGGUGGUUGUUGCUCACACGAUGCUCCUCCCGCGGCAUCUGGGUCUUCUCCGCCGUCCUCUAAUUCGCCAGAGAAGACCGAUUCAUGAUGGAAGGAAAUGGAGAGGCUGAAGGAGUUGGUGAGCCCGUUGGACUUGCAUCUGGUGCACUCACUCUUUUGAUAAGAAGUCCAGCGAAAUCAUUUCCUAAGGAAACAAAAGAUAUGUACUGUGAUUAUGUGUGUUUGUAGGCAUCUUUGUUGGCCGAUGAUUCACCCAUGGGCCAGGGUCCACUGUAAUUCUGUUUGAUGGACGUACAAAUACUUUUGUUAGCUACUUGGCAUUUGCUGUCGUGCCUGUAAUAUCUCCCCAUACUUGCGGAAUUUUUUUUGGCACAUCUGGGCAUAUGUACUUGGCUACAUUCUGUAGCACGCAUAAAGUCAUUUUUGGUGUAUCUCCUUGACUCAAAA
Oryza sativa Japonica Group (Japanese rice) is the source of this 1057-nucleotide messenger RNA. RefSeq names its product N-terminal acetyltransferase A complex catalytic subunit NAA10. Gene Ontology annotation, cellular component: NatA complex. The record is from RefSeq and is a predicted model, not a curated record. Gene Ontology annotation, biological process: N-terminal protein amino acid acetylation. Gene Ontology annotation, molecular function: protein-N-terminal-glutamate acetyltransferase activity; protein N-terminal-serine acetyltransferase activity. Lineage: Eukaryota; Viridiplantae; Streptophyta; Magnoliopsida; Poales; Poaceae.